UGUACAAUUUGUCCUUGAUAAUUAAAUUUUUAUAUUUUCCAUAUAGUAUAUUUCCGCGAGAUGCGGCAGGAAGGAUGAGCAAAGAAACACUGCGCAACGAUAAAACGUUGCGUAAGCAAGCGAGUUUGCGAACUUGUUUCACGGUCACGAUCGGCGCUCGUCUCCCGUUAAUUGUACAUACCAAAUGACUCAUCUCUGUUUAUGAAGGAAGAAGAGACGAGACAGAGAUGAUUCACGCUCCUAACGCAUGUGCAAUUUAUUGUGUCUCGGGGACAAUCGAUAAUAUUUUUGUGACGCAAAAAAAAAAAAAUUUAGAAGAGAAAGAGAAAUUCCAGAAUUUAUGGAAUCUUAAAAUAAAUAAUGCAAUUAUCUAUAAUUGUUUUGAAUCUUUGUUUAUACGAUUUGUACAGGAAGCGAUAAAUUAAAAAAAGAAAAAGAAUGCGGAUUUUGCAACUCGAACUUUAGUAUAAAUUUUAUCAAGCUUGCGAAUCACAGAAUAUUAAUUUUGAGUUGCACAAAAAAAGAAAGAUUUCUGGUUUUAUCAAUGGCAAAUAAAAAUGAUCAUGAUAAUCAUAUCACGUACUUUGACACCUGAAAGCGAAAUAAGUACGCGACUGUUUCAAAAAAAAGAAUGAAUCAUUCUCAUACAUUUGAUAUUCUCACUUCGUCACAUUCCUGCGACGGAAGCGUUAUAUUUAUGGCUGAUACCAAAAUCGUUGGAAUUACGCAAGGGUGAAAGCAUCGGCACUUCAUAGGAGAAUUUUAUUUGUCUCUUUACGCCUUAUACAUUACGUAUAUUUUCGCAAUCUUGAAAAAACACUCAGUGCUGUUAAAUCAUACAUGUCGUUUUUUUACUUUUAAAAUUAAUUUUCGAAAGCCUCGCUGAAAUUGAUCUCGUCAGAUCAACUUGUAAUCACACCGCAUUAAAAUUUGCAAUAUAAAACUGGUUUUUAUGUACGAUUUUUAUGUCCGUUCCUAUCAUUAUAAAUUUUGAAAGGCAAUUUCGCGGGACAAAAAUUCGCGAGUAGAAUAUUUAUCUGUUAAUAGAGCGUUUUUAUGCUAUCAGAUUCCAUAGCAAGUGUGAUAAGCGAUAAUUUCAUGAUCCCGCGAUAAUCACGAUUAAAUGAUCACAUGAGAAAUAAACGGUCAAUAUAUUUCAGCGUUUGUAACUUUCUUCAUCGUCGAUGCGCAUAACGGAAAGUCGUAAAAUCGAGAGCGAAAUUUCUGUCAUCACAUCACGUACUAAACUACUUUGUAGGCUGUUUAUGAUGCAAUGGGGGAUGCCGACGAUCACCCCGAUGCUCCUAUAAAUACGUUUGUCAUUGCUCGAUUGAACGUCAGUCUUGUUCGCGACACAUUUAUUGUUCUAUAGAAUCACAACGAGCGAAAAAAUGACUUGCAAGGUACGCUAAAAAUUAUAUACAAUGAUAUCAACUUUUAUUUGAUCGAUCUUAGUUUAGAGUAUUUUUAAAACAAUUUUUGAUAAAGAGAAAAAAAAUUAAUAAAAUAAUAUGAAUUUUUUUUAGAAAUAAUGACAGAUCCCAUACCUUUCUUCAAUAUAUGUAUCAUUACGUUAUAUUAAUAUAUUACACUGUAUUACAGUCAUCAGUAAUCGUCCUAAGUGCAGCGGUGCUAGCGGUAUGUAGAAGCGCAGCUGUCCCAUCACCAGCUCUGUCAGCCAUUCCAGCUGUUCCAGCUGCAGCUCUUCCAAUCGCCAAACUUGAGAUCGACAACGCAAAUUUCGAUCCUUAUCCUCAGUACUCUUAUGCCUACGACGUCCAAGAUACGCUGACUGGUGACACAAAGAGCCAGCAUGAAAGCAGGAACGGUGACGUUGUUAGUGGCAGCUACUCCCUCUUAGAAGCUGAUGGUACAAGACGAAUCGUCGAGUAUACCGCCGACCCGGUGAACGGUUUCAACGCCGUGGUUCGUCGAGAGCCUCUAGCGGUGGUGAAACCCGUCAAUGUUGCAGCGCAGCCACUCAUUUAUCACCCUUUACAGAUCUUCUUGUUCCUGGGACUGACGGCGCUCGCUCGCGGAGCGGUGGUGCCCGCCGUGCUAGCAGCGACGGCGCCCUUGGCGAAGCUGGAGGAGUUUGACGCAGCUCCGCAGUACAGCUUCGCGUACGACGUGCAAGACGCGGUGACCGGCGACUCCAAGGCCCAAUACGAGACCCGUAACGGCGACAUCGUGAGGGGCAGUUACAGCCUGAUCGAGGCCGACGGUACGCGUCGCAUCGUCGAGUAUACCGCGGAUCCGAUCAACGGAUUCAACGCGAUCGUCAGCAGAGAACCAGUGAUCGCCGCCGUCGCGGCGCCUCUUAGACCGGCCGCCCUGGCACCGAUCGCUCCGGCCUCGUUUGGACCAGCCCUGACGCCAGUCAAUCCAGCGCCAUCGAUACCCGCUAGUGGGCCCGACUCCGACGUCGAGGUGGUCGAGGCUCGAUCAUCGGGUCUCUCGACAUCGGCGAGAUCGGCGACGCGCGAGCAGGAGAUUCAGCGUCAGCAAUUACAGCGAUUGCAGGAGCAACAACGUCAACAGCAGGAGCGACAGUUGCAGGAGCAACAGAGGCGAUCGUCGAGAUUGCAGAUCCAGCAGCAGCAGGAGCAGCAGCAACAGGAGCAGCAGCAGGAUCGCCGACAACAGCAGGCCGCCGCACCCGCACGGACUAUCAUUGCCGGUCAGGAGCAACAGCCAACAGCGAGCGCCCGAUUCAUCGGUCUCCCGGCCAAGGCGAUAGCCACUUAUCCGACUUAUCCCUAUAGCGCCGCGUACUACUCGCCGUUCGCCUAUGCUGCACCCCUCACUGGUCUCGCUUACAGCCCCGCUACCGCAUUAGCAUAA
Cataglyphis hispanica is the source of this 2844-nucleotide messenger RNA. Its product is annotated as polyglutamine-repeat protein pqn-41-like. Gene Ontology annotation, cellular component: extracellular matrix. The record is from RefSeq and is a predicted model, not a curated record. Bases 1561 to 2844 code for a protein of 427 amino acids. The transcript has 2 exons. NCBI's taxonomy places the organism in Eukaryota, Metazoa, Arthropoda, Insecta, Hymenoptera, Formicidae.